GAGGAGGAGAUGGGAAGGCCUCCUUGCUGUGAGAAGGUUGGCAUCAAGAAAGGUCCAUGGACACCUGAGGAGGAUAUCAUUCUUGUUUCUUACAUCCAAGAACAUGGUCCAGGCAAUUGGAGAGCAGUCCCAACCAACACUGGGUUGUUGAGGUGCAGCAAGAGUUGCAGGCUCAGAUGGACUAACUAUCUCAGACCAGGAAUCAAGAGAGGAAACUUCACGCCUCAUGAAGAAGGGAUGAUAGUUCAUUUACAAGCUUUAUUGGGCAACAAAUGGGCAGCUAUAGCUUCUUACCUCCCACAAAGAACAGACAAUGAUAUAAAGAAUUACUGGAACACCCACUUGAAAAAGAAGCUCAAGAAGAUUCAAUCAGCUGCUGAUCAUCUUCAGUAUCCUCAGGCUCACAAUAAUAUAUUGGGAUCUUCUAUGUCAGACUCCACCGUAAGUAACUCUAAUCACAGGAAUAAUGUUAAUGACAUCACAAGCCAUGCCUCAACAGCAACAACUCUCAGUCUCAGGUCCAGAAACCAGUCAUCCUCCUCCUCCGGGGGCAUAUAUGCCUCCAGCACCAAGAACAUUUCGCGACUCCUUGAAGGAUGGAUGAGAACCUCCCCAAAGAGUAGUAACGCUAACCUUGUACCCAAACCAUCUCAACAUCAUGAAGAAAACCCAAAAGGUGGCCACGACCAAGAUGAAGGCUGUGAUCAUGAUCUUCUAUCUAAUGAAGCAUUCGAAUCGAUUUUUUCCUUUGACAACUUGAAUAAUGUUAAUCCUGCCUCCUGGGACAGGUCUAGUACUACUAAUUGUGAGUCGAGUUCUAUCAAGCAGGUGCUUCAAACACACAGUGGUAUCACAGCUGGCAUUCAAAGCGAGAAAGAUACGCACAUCACCAGAGCCUGUGAAGGCAGCAACACUCCUCCAUUAUCAUUUCUUGAGAAAUGGCUUCUGGAUGAAAGUGCUGCUGGACAAGUAUUAGAGGAUCGAAUGAUGGAGCUGUCUCCAAUUUCCUUGGUGUAA
Messenger RNA from Argentina anserina (silverweed cinquefoil), 1017 nucleotides. Its product is annotated as transcription factor MYB60. The transcript has 3 exons. Gene Ontology annotation, biological process: response to auxin. NCBI's taxonomy places the organism in Eukaryota, Viridiplantae, Streptophyta, Magnoliopsida, Rosales, Rosaceae. Bases 10 to 1017 code for a protein of 335 amino acids. The record is from RefSeq and is a predicted model, not a curated record.